This is a messenger RNA of Linum trigynum, 7015 nucleotides long. The record is from the annotation of a GenBank genome assembly. NCBI's taxonomy places the organism in Eukaryota, Viridiplantae, Streptophyta, Magnoliopsida, Malpighiales, Linaceae.
ACCUUCAUGUUUCAAUUUUGGUAAUUUUCUUAACAUACGUAAUAUCAAGUGAGUUUCAUAUUUUUUAAAUUUCUUUUACGAAAUGAAAAAAUAAUUUUACUUAAGUUUAGAAUGAAAAAUUUUAUUUUGAAAAACUAUGUAUUGUAUAUUUUUAUAAUUAUUCAAGUGGAUUAGAUGAAAUUCGGGUUGAGUCGGUCGGGUUACGGGUUAGUCGGGUUUGGGUCAAUCGGGUUCGGGUUAAUCGGGUUGCGGGUCAGUCGGGUUGCGGGUCAAUCGGGUUCGGGUUAAUCGGGUUGCGGGUUAGUCGGGUUGCGGAUUAGUUGGGUUGCGGGUCAAUCGGGUUCCGGGUCGGGCGGGUUACGGGUUGUUGACUUUUAGUCAAUUCGGGUUGCGGUCGGGUUGAUCGGGCGGGUUAAUCGGGUCGGGCUAUGUUUUGACACCUAUCACAACGGGAUAAAAACGAUUUAGACAAAUUUCGGUGAGCUUUUAGCGUUUGGAAUGUCAAGGUACUCCCCACCCUUGACAAUUCCACGCGUAGACAUUCAUUUAGGAUGUUGGGGCCAAUUGGGGCUGGCUACCUCUACCCUUUUUCCUUUGUUCUUGUCCUUCUCGCCUGGACUCUUUGGAAGAGAAUUUACCACUCCUUCUUCUGGUUCCUGGAUACAGACUCCGGUAUUUCUUCGAACAUAGACUCUUGGGGACUCUGAUGAUUCUAUCAAUAUCACUUUCCCCUUUGACUUCCCAUCUGCAACACACCCUAGCGGGGAGCAAGAAAUGGCUAUAUUUGUAGAUUGAUCCAUUCCUCCAUUAUUAAAGAAAUCCAUCCCUUCUCCUUGCAAGCCAAAUAAGUGAUUAUCUUCUAAAUCGUCAAAUAAAAAUCCAGGAUCUUCACUACAAUAUAAGUUACCUAACCCAUAUGACGGUGAUGGUACUUGAAAUUGGAGAGGAAUGGGCUCUAACAGCAAUGGUUGUGUGGGCAGGGCCUUUUCUUUAUUCGUGGACUCGGGCCCAGCUUGGUAUGGUUUGCUGCAUCCGGCCUCCUUUAUUGGCUGGGCCAGCAGCUUUCUAGGCACAGGGUUAUGAUGAGGCCCAUCCGAGUUCAUUAGUCGGCCUGCCUCCCUAUUAUCAGCCCGCCUCUCUCGUCGACCCGGUCGCUGUUUUCCCUGUCUUCCUCCGGCAGGGUUUUCUCCGCCGUUCCGGGAAGGAGCUUCAAGCAGCAGCGUGUUGGAUCGUGAUUGCGGCAAGGGACGAGCUCCGUGACGCCAUACGUUGCCACCCCAGUUUCGUCCACCUUUGCGCGCAGUCAUCCCUCCUCUCGAGUCUCGAUCCUUGUCCUCCUCCGUACCGGAGGAAAUCAGAAACCUCUAAUCCAACCCAUCGGAAGUUAACACAAAAUUUCUUUUCCAGAGACUCAGAGAUGGAUACUCCAGGAGAGUCGCUGCCCUCGGUAUGUUCCUUGAACGCGCGCUCUCUUUCUCUCUCUCUCUCUCGAUCGACCUUGUUAAUAUGGAAUUCCAUUCGACAUGGUUUCUUUCUGAUUUUAGGGUAUAAACUGAGGUAGUUUAAGGUAUUUAUGGCUGAUUAGGGAAGAGUCCUCCCCUUCCCUUCGCAUUUUUGAGAUUACCAACGGUUGGCUAGGGUUACGACCUAAUGACAUCUUUUGUUUCUUCCUGAUUUCUCAAGGUUAAGAUAGCUAGAUCUGCUCGCAAAUCAUCCAUGGUGUUGAGACGUAGACAACUCCGCCUCCGACGCCGCUUCCAAAAGGUCUCUCUCUUUCUCUCUUCGCCUGUCCUUGCUUGUAUGCAGAUAUUUUCCACCCACUUCUCUUGUAAAUCAUAUGAUGUCGAUCCUAUUUGCACCCAAUAAACUGUGUUUCAACAUUCCCUGCAAGGGGGUUCAAGACGAUUGAAGUUAUUUCGAGUGAUUUUAGGGUGUGGAUCGUGGGUUCCAGACUUCUAUGGCAAUUGAAAUAGUUUUUCUGAUUUUAGGAAUUAGAGUGCGGUUAUCUAUAAUAACUGUGCUUGAUGAAAAAAAGUCAUUCCCUUUGUUUGCCAAUAACUCAGGUUGCAAUGUACAGUUCGAUGGUUUGUCAUUAAGAACACUAUCUAAGAGUUUUGCCAGCAGUCACGUAUAAUAUUAGAUUUUGUGUUUCCCACUACAAUCUGUUGCAACUAUCUUUCACUGGUUUAGGAGUCUUCUGAUAAUUAGGAGAAACUUCUUCCACCCUUCUCCUUUUUAAGUGCACGUUAGGAAACCUCGUUUUGUUUACAAGUACAAAGUACAAAGAGGACUUGUAGAUUAUUUUUAGACGGUGCCUCCUUCACCCUAUCUAUUAAAACCCCAAGUUUUUCCUUCUUUUUCUUCUUCUAAAUUCUUGUAGCCUAUUAAAUCAAAUGAUUUUACAGCAACCUCAAUUGAGGAACUCAUGAACUCUUUACUUUGUUCCUGCAAUACUCAGCUAUCAUUAGAGUCAAGAAAAGCUGAAGAUCCGACCGAUGCUCUGCAGCAAGCUGAUGUCGCUGGCGCAUCUGGUAUAGGAUUGGCAGGUAGGCAGGAAAACAAGAAGAAGAAAAAGUUAAAGAAACGGAUCAAGAAGGAGGAAGAGUUGACUCUUGCUGAAAUAGCCGAGGAAUAUCAUGAUGGGAAUGAAUGUAGGAGGAUAGGUGAAGCGAUGCGCCAAUGGGCCGAGGAAUAUGAGUUUCAACGUGCUCAAUCGCGACGGCGGCAGAUUGUGUAUGAGGAGGACCCGUUGGCACAUUGGCACACAGUGGAUGUCAGUCCUCUUCUUGAUUCUCCGCCUGUGACGCCAUAAACAUCUGUGUGCUGGAGUUGUCUGCCUCCACUGCCUUUCCUUCUGCUUUGGACUUGGCCUUCAUCGAGCAGGUUCUCAGAUUGAAGUUUGCUGGUUCCCCAUUAGGUUACUGUGUGCGAACUGAAGCAAUGGUGUGUUUGCAGCUUCUAUAGAUCCUUGAUGACUUUUUUUCAUAUUAUCCGUGCCAAGUUCUUCUUUGGCUAUUUGUCUUGGUAUAUUUGAUUGUACUCUUGAACGGUUUAUAAAAAAAUGUCACGCUUGAUACUAAAAAAACUUUUCACAAGUCAUUGACUUCACACUUAGUUUCAUUGAUGGUCACUUGUCUAAUUCGUUAAGUUCAUCCUUGGUGUUGGUGAUCAUCUUAGGUGGCGAUCUUGACGUGUCAAUUUAAAAAAUGAAAUACAAAUCAAUAAAAUUUGUUCGGAUAAAAGGGUUUGGAUUUGGUAUUUGUGAUUUGGACUUCUAAAUGUUAUAUCAUUUGUUUGGAUAUUAAUUACAUUUGGUAUUUGGAUUUGUGUCAAAUUCAUGGGGUGAUUUUCAAAUUCAUGUCUAUUGUAUUUCUUGUCAACUUCGAGUAUAUUUCAACAACUAGUGAUUUGAAGUUCCUCCUAACAAAAAUUUGACCUAUUUGUAAAAAAUUUAAAGUUUUGUAGGGAGAAGGUGCGAAGUUGCUCGCAUUUUACUCAUUACGCGAAAUCCUAUUAUUUUAGAACGAGUUGAAGGGGUAGGGAUUGUUGGCGGCUUGGCGCGGAGGAAGGUACUAUAGUGUGAGGAAAAAAUAUAAAGGUAUCAAAACGUAAUUUUACCACUAAAAUUUCAGGGCCUUUUUGUAAAAUUUUAAAAGUUUAGGCACUAAUUUUUAAGAAAAAUAAAUUUGUACUGAGUGACCAAAAAUUCAAAAUUAAAAUAAAAAAUUAUAAAAUCUGAAAUACAAACAAAUUACAAAUGAGUAUCCAAAUAACGAAUUUGAAUUACAUGCAUUUUAAAUGCUAGUAUUUCAAAUACAUCUAUCCAAACGAAACGCAUCCUUAAAUCUUUCCAUAGAAUUUCCUAUACAUGAUCUUUCAACCUGAUCUUCCAUUUUUACGAGUUCUCAAUCACUUGGUUCAUAUUUUUGGGAGAAGGUCACUAGGCAGUAAUGAUGCAUUGAUUUCCCUUUUGCUUCAUGUUCCAGCUUUCGUCAGAGGAGCUCUGUGUGUGUGGCUCUGUAAGCUUUAUUGCGAUCCUACUAACACAGAGGGGAGUAGACCUCUUGGGGUUUGAUGGGAAGCUAAAUUAGAAAAACAAGCUAGAAUUCUGAAAUCGCUUAGAAUCAAUCAGUGAUACGGUAGGUCAGUAGCUAGACUGCUUUGAAAUCUUGAUUUGUUUUGUUUCCAUUUCAGCAGGUGAUGCAUGGCUACUGAACCGAGUCAGAUUUAAUAUGAUACGUUUCAGUUGAAUGUGAGUUAGUAGAUCCGUUGUUUCAUUAGGUUAACUGGACAUUCUUUACUUUUAUAGUAUUCACUCGGUUGUCGUACAAGUUCACUUACAAUAUUGAUAGUUACUAGAUAGAUAGGUGGUGGCUGAGCUCCGCAACGGCCUGAAGUUGGUUUUAUUAUCUUUGGUGGUGGCGGUCAACAUCCAAUUUAAAAUUUUUGGUUAUUAAAUGAUAUUAACCUAAAUCCAAGUAGACCCAUUGACUAUGGGUAGGGUAUGAGUGACGUAUAUAUGAGUUUGGAAAUUUGUAUAUGAGUUUGGAUACGGUAUGAAUAUUUAAAUUCAUAAUCUAAAUAAGUAUGUGUUGGGUACGGAUACCCAUUUAUUGGAGUGUGUUUUAAUUACAAAUACAAAAAUUAGACCUAUUUGUAGAACUUCAAAAGUUCGGGUACUAAAAUAUAAUACACAAAAAUUUUAGGUACUAAAAUGUAAUGUUCCAUCAAUAUUUUGAGGAUUUAUAUGCCAAAAAAAUAAAUUUAGGUUAUAAAUAUGAAGAUCUAUUAAGUUUAGGUACCCAAUUGUAAUUUGCAUAGUUGAUACUUAAUUCCUUUUAGGAUGAUGUAUUUAAGAUGAUAAUAAUUUACUUUUUUAUAGAAAAUAGGAAACUAUUUAUUUGAUAGAUGUAUAAUUGUUGAAAAUUCUAAUACAGGUGAAAAAGAAAAACUCUAGAGAGAAGCUAAAUGAAUAUAAAUUGGAACUCGUUUAAAAUUUCGUUUUUCUAUAAGGAAACUCGUUUAAAAUUUCACGCCUUCAAAUCCCAUAGUGAAAAAUGAUGACUUUCUAAUAAGUAAUAACCAUAUAUAUUUGUUUUUAAUUGGUACAAUUAUUAAUUCUCUAGACUGUUGGUCAUUCGUGCAUGGACUCGUUCAUAGUUGUGAUUAGAAUACAUAAAAAUAAUAGUAUACUAAUUAGGGUUAGACGAAUAAGACAAAGAAAGAAAUAAAGAAAAAGGUUGUGGAAGGCGAGUGAAAAAUGAAACGAAGAGUAAGUAGAUGAUGGAAAAGUUUUAACCAAUUCUUUUAGUUGGUCGUCAAUACAACAGUCAACCCUUUUCAUCGUAGCAAUUUAUUGACACUUGCUUAUAUAGAUGUCGCAUAUUUUGUUACAUGUAAUUAGUAGAAGUUUGUUUAGUACCCCGUAAAUGUACUAAAUGAGUUUAUAAAUUCGCUUUUGCAAUAUUUUAGAAUCGCCUUUCUUUUAUCAUUUAUUUAAUAUUUCACGUAAUGAACAAAUAUAAAUUGGUAGAAUCUUCUCCUACAGUUGAGUGAUACAGCAUAUUGUAUGUUACAAACAAAAUUUGUACUUUUAUGUUAUGGUGGCUUGGAUUCAUCGAUUGGUUCAAAAGGAUUGGUGGAUUGGAUUCAUGGAUUCAAGUGAAAUCUAAAUAUUGGACCAAUAUGUAAAUGUAAAAAAUUAUACGUACAAAAAUCUCAUAAAAUUUAGAUACCAAAACAUAAUUAUUCAAUGAUUUUACAUUAAAAUUAGAUUUGGGGUAUCAAAAUGUAAAAUUUACAUUAUAGUGACUAAGUUGUAAUUUAAUUAAAUUUGAAGUAUCAAAAUAUAAUAAUUUAGGCAACAGUAAACCUACUUCACCUUUAUAUAUAUCAACAAUAGUUGCCCUGUGUGAGUAAACGGGUUACAUGGAGGGAUUUAAUGGUGCAUAUCAAUGUCAGAUACAUUGAGAUCUCACUCUUCUCUGCUUCCUGUUGUAUCUAGAUUUCCAUCUCCUAAUGCUUGCUUCUGCGGUUAUCUAAGCUUCUUUCAAUUGUUGUUCUUCAUUCCAGGCUAGCUACUUCUUUCAACGUUUGUCUUUGGUGUUGAUUCUGCCGCUUCAAGGUAAAAACACAAUUUCUCCUAUCGCAGCAACGUAAAACUGUCACAUAUGUUGCUAAAUGGUUCGAUUCAUGAUAAAUAGUUGUGUUUCCAGAAUCUCCUAUCUUGACUACAAAUCUUCUACCUGUACCUCAACUGAAGAUCUGUGGUUCUGCCUACUCUAGGGGCUGUGAGGCAGCCAUAAUUUUCAUAUUAUUCUGUUAAUGGAUUGUUUUGGGUUUCGGGUUGGGUCUACCUUUUGGUGUUAUACACAAAUAUUUAGUAUCCACGGCGAGUUUUAUGAUUCAGAGAUGCGGCAUAUAAAAUUGGCAAUCUCCGGAAAAUAUCAUUUAAUGUGGUUCUGAUGGACUAUUACUAUAGAGGUGAAAAGGGACCGCAAUAAAAAACUUCUUCUCAGUAGUUACUGUCUUCAAAUAUCCAACUAAACCUUUUUGUUUUUGUUAAUUGAAUACCACCUUUCAGAUCAACGCCAAUGUUUGUCCCAUUGCUUUAUCAUAAUUGCCAUUGACAAUGCAACAUUUCUGUCUCUGAAACCCACUAACAAUUACCUUCAGUUUUCUAUAGACCAUCCCGUCAUUUAAUUCCCUCAUGCUACUCUGACUAUUUUUCUACUAUUAAGACCAUCCACAUCCAUAAAAUACCAUUUCUAUUCCAUAUGUGGCCCCUACUGCCACAUCAACAGUUUUUUCUAUUUCAUUACAUAUCACUUCCAUUUCCUCUACAUCCAUGAAAUCCACUAUCUAUUUCAUAUGGUGGGUCCAACUUACUUUUUAAUACAUCUAUACAUUUAUAUCUAACUUAUAUGAUUUUACCAAUUUAAGAUAUAUCAAAUAAUUAAAAUAAUAUAUUGUAAUUAUUUAAUUAUCAAUGAUGAAAUAAAUUUACUAAUUCAUU